UUUCAGGGCGUGCCAAGAGUGUGUAAGUGUCUUUUAAGAUUUAAAGUUUCUUUUAAUUAAUAAUUUCGACUGCAAUUCAUCCGAAAUGUGGAAAAAUUCGCGAUUUCAUUAGCGUAAUUUGCGGAUAUUUGGAAAAUUGUGUUUCGUAUCGCUACAACGCCAUUUUUUGGUGAAUAAUUCGAGCGGAAAGUUUCCCCUUAGUGUAUUACAAUUGCACCUGUGCGAUAUUCAGGUAUUAUAAAAAUCUAAUUGGAUUUACGCGAGAGAGGGUUGUUCAAAAUGCAGAACUGUCGAUUAGGGAGUGUUAUUGUUUUUGAGUGAAUUUGGUUGCACCAGUCGAUGGAAAUCAAUUCCUUGGCACUUGGCAUGGAAAUAUUAGAAAAAAUGUUUUAAUUGAACUUUAGAGACGAGCUGAAAGGUUACAAUGAAACGCAGAACAUUAGCUGGUUGUUGUGGUGUCGGAGUGUUUGUCAUCGCUUUGGUCACAGUAUGCGUCGCAUUUGCCACACCUAGCUGGUUGGUUAGCGACUAUCGCAUAACUGGUGCUAAAUUGGAUCGGCUAGGACUUUGGACGCAUUGUUUCCGGUCGUUGCCCGAUGUCAACGAUGAUUAUCAGCGACGAUUUUUCGUCGGUUGUCGAUGGGUGUAUGAUCCGUUUACGAAAGGGUAUGAUGAGAUCAGAGGCUUUUUGAUACCAGGUUUCAUGAUCGCAACGCAGUUCUUCUACACGCUCUGUUUGAUUGGUAUGGUGGUUUCUUUGUGCUUGGUUCUACUGUUCUUCUUAUGUGCUGGUCCGGAUCAGAAACAUUUUGUGCUUCUGAUAAAGUUAAUUGGAUACAUUCUGCUGGCAACCGGAAUAUGCGGAAGCAUUGGAGUCAUUGUGUUCGCAUGUUUCGGUAACAAAGACAAAUGGAUGCCCGAACAUGCAAACAAUUUCUUUGGCUGGUCGUUUGGUUUGGGAGUCGUCGGUGCUGUGACGUCAAUUAUAUCAGCGUGUCUAUUUCUGACCGAAGCCACUGUUCAAGCGAAAAAACAGAAACAAUUCAAAGAAUCACAGACAAGGUUCGAAUUGGAACGAGACACGAAAGCGUAAUUUUAGUUGUUUUUAAAGAAAAAUUGUCACCAACCACGAAGUGUAGUACAACAUGAAGUAGAAAUAUGAACAUUAAGUUCCAACGAAUCAUUUUUGAAACGAAACGGAAGAAUUUAGCUGAAAUGUAAAGUGCAUUCCAUGAAUCUCUAGAUAUAGUUUAUACUUUCACGCACAUUAAUCACCGAUCGAAAAUUCAUUUUACUGACUGCACCACAGGGAAAUGAGUCAUUACUUCAUUGACAUGAACGUUAAAGCUCAAUUCCCGGGGCGUAGUGAGUAAAAUAACUUACGUCACCUUUGUCUGGAACUUUAUAUUUUGCCUUGUGCGAUUGCAGCUCUUGCCUUCGGCUCGGAUUGCAAUCCUCACACUCGGCAAAAUAACAAGUUCCAAGCAAGGAAACAUAAUCUUGUUUUAUAUAUUGGAAAUUGCAAUCUCAUAACAAAAAGUCCAAUGAAACUAAUCCGUCCAGAGAUUUUUAAGAAUUUUUUUUUUGUAUUAAAAUUAGUUUUGUAAGUUUUGGAGGUCCAAAGUCGAGUUAAAUCGAGACACGUUGGAACAGUUAAGCUCAUAUUCAAAUUUGAUAGCCUUUAAGAUAGUCCAACAACCAUUUGUGUUUGCGUGGAUCUAAUCGCUGCCUUAAA
Molecule: messenger RNA, 1735 nt
Organism: Bradysia coprophila
Lineage: Eukaryota; Metazoa; Arthropoda; Insecta; Diptera; Sciaridae
Gene: sinu
Product: claudin family member sinuous
Biological process (GO): regulation of tube size, open tracheal system; septate junction assembly
Cellular component (GO): membrane; septate junction
Source: RefSeq, a predicted model, not a curated record